Messenger RNA from Eimeria tenella, 917 nucleotides. RefSeq lists its product as uncharacterized. The annotation marks the transcript as partial. Gene Ontology annotation, biological process: nuclear-transcribed mRNA catabolic process. The record is from RefSeq and is a predicted model, not a curated record. Gene Ontology annotation, molecular function: RNA binding; 5'-3' RNA exonuclease activity. Gene Ontology annotation, cellular component: nucleus. Lineage: Eukaryota; Apicomplexa; Conoidasida; Eucoccidiorida; Eimeriidae. The transcript is spliced from 5 exons.
GGCUGCAGCAGCUUCGACUGGUUCUUUCCUUUCCACUUCGCGCCCCUCGCCCUCGACCUCUGGCACGCAGCAAAGAGGCGCGUCGCCAAGCUGCAGCAGCAGCAGCAGCAGCAGCAGCAGCAGGAGAAGCAGGAAGGGCGCGACAAGGCGGAGGACCGGGAAACGCAGGCGGAGUGUUACUUGGAAGGAGCGCAGGAGUUGUUUGCUGCUUCGCGUCCGCUGCGGCCCCUGGAGCAGCUGCUGGCGGUGCUGCCGCCCUUCAGCGCGAAGUGCCUCCCCCGCGACUUUGCGCAGCUAAUGCUGUCUCCCGUGUCUGCCAUUGCGGACUUCUACCCCUCCCGCUGCAGAUACGACCCCAAGCGGCCGGGGCAGCAGCAGCAGCGGGGGGGGGCGGGCGGCGCACUGCUGCACCAGCAGCAGCAGGAACGGCAAGGAAAUCGGUAGCGAGCAGCAGCAGCACACAGCAGCAGCAGCAGCAGCAGCAGCAGCAGCAGGAGGGUGUGGGGUGUGUUUUGCGCAGGCACCAGUGGCAGUGGGUGGUGCUGCUGCCGUUCAUAGACAAGAAGCGGCUGCUGGCAGCAGCGCAGCAGCUGGAAGGCAAUUUGCUGCCGGAGGAGCAGCAGCGGAACUCGCUCUCGGAAACUGAGGUGUACGUACACCUCACGCACCCACUAGCAGCAGCAAUUCAGCAGCUGCUGCCGGCCCAGGGCCGCGGGCUGCGCCCGGGGGAAGAGCCGGACUGGGCAGCAGCAGCAGCAGCAAGAAGAGUUCCCCGCGGGGUGUGGGGCCCCGGCGUGCUGCUGCCAACUAGCUGCAGCAGCGGCCUCGCCGGCCGCCUCUUUUACUCCGAAGCAGCAGCAGCAGCAGCUCCCGGCAAGUCAUCAGUUCGGGGCCUUACCUGGACAAAUAUGACUUAG